GAGGAGAUUCCUUGGCAACGAUUAGGGCAUUCCUUCCUUGCUUGGAGACCUUCUUACCAAGAGUAAUGGAGAGGUUGGGAGUUUAUGACAAAAGACCGAAUGCACAAAUUGGAAAGGGCAAAAUUCGUGUAGAUAUAGUCCGUAAUUGUCCACAACAAGAUGAUGGGGGCAACUGUGGUGUCUUUAUUAUCAAAUUUGCUGAGUUUCUCAUGAUGGACAAAGAUGUGAGUGAAGUUUCAAGGCAAGACAUAGAGAUGUACCGACAAAAGAUGACUACAGAGAUACUGAUGUAUGCAUCACGAAGGCAGUAGUUGGAC
Molecule: messenger RNA, 317 nt
Organism: Cuscuta epithymum
Lineage: Eukaryota; Viridiplantae; Streptophyta; Magnoliopsida; Solanales; Convolvulaceae
Source: the annotation of a GenBank genome assembly